This is a messenger RNA of Sciurus carolinensis (gray squirrel), 8356 nucleotides long. RefSeq names its product growth hormone regulated TBC protein 1 (gene Grtp1). The transcript has 7 exons. The record is from RefSeq and is a predicted model, not a curated record. The coding region runs from base 148 to 1281 and encodes 377 amino acids. Lineage: Eukaryota; Metazoa; Chordata; Mammalia; Rodentia; Sciuridae.
GGCGCUCCGCGGUCGCCCGGGCCCCGCCCCCGCCGGAAGGACUCGCGCGCCCCGGGGCUGCGGGCGCACUUGGCUGGGGCUCAGCCACUGGGUUGGGCUCCCCCGGGUUGGGGUCCGCGCUCGGGUGGGGUCGGCGGUCCUUCCCGCAUGGAGCGCGCCGAGCGCCUGCAGGCGGCGCGGGCCCGGGUGCCCAGGGUGGAUCCCUAUGGGUUUGAAAGGCCUGAGGACUUUGAUUAUGCAGCUUAUGAAGAAUUCUUUUCCACAUAUCUGGUAAUUCUCACCAAGAGAGCAAUAAAAUGGUCGAGACUGCUGAAGGGAGGCCGUGGCGUCCGGAAAAGCAGCACAGUGAAACGCUACGUCCGGAAAGGGAUCCCGCUGGAGCACCGGGCCCGUGUCUGGAUGGCAGUGAGUGGAGCCCAGGCCCAGAUGGACAAGAACCCUGGCUACUACCACCGACUGCUCCAGGGUGAGAGGAGUUCCUGCCUGGAGGAGGCCAUCAGGACAGAUCUGAACCGGACCUUCCCUGACAACGUGCGGUUUCGGAAGACAGCCGAGCCCUGCCUGCAGAAGACCUUGUACAACGUGCUGCUGGCGUAUGGGACACACAACCGAGGCGUGGGGUACUGCCAGGGAAUGAACUUCAUAGCAGGAUAUCUGAUUCUCAUAACAAAGAAUGAGGAAGAGUCUUUUUGGCUCCUGGACGCUCUUGUUGGAAGGAUACUGCCUGAUUACUACAGCCCUGAGAUGCUAGGCCUGAAGACAGACCAGGAGGUCCUUGCGGAGCUGGUGAGGCUGAAGCUGCCGGCAGUGGCAGCCCUGAUGGAGGGACACGGUGUGCUGUGGACCCUGCUGGUGUCCCGCUGGUUCAUCUGCCUGUUUGUGGACAUCCUGCCAGUGGAGACAGUGCUACGCAUCUGGGACUGCUUGUUCAACGAAGGCUCCAAGAUCCUCUUCCGGGUGGCCCUGACUUUGAUCAAGCAGCACCAGAGGUUCAUCCUGGAAGCCACCAGCGUCCCAGACAUCUGUGAUAGGUUCAAGCAGAUCACCAAGGGGACCUUUGUGACCGAGUGCCACACGUUCAUGCAGGCGAGUUUUGCAGAGGCUCAACCUUCGGGGGCUCCACAGGCCCUCCCUGCCUGCAGCCUGCCUGUGUGCUGGACCUGGGCUUCUGCUGGACCCCUCUCUCCAGGAGGGCUCCACCAUCUUCCAGCUGUAGCCAGCUCUCCUCUCCUGUGGCCUGCCAGGGUGCCGGCACAAUUCCCCUUACCCAUCCUUGUCUGAGGCUACCUCUGACCACCUAGAGGGCCAGGUCAGAAGGGUGGGCACAAGAACACAGGCCUGCCUGCCUGUGCUCUGGUUUCCUGGGGUCUGGGAGGCUGGUACCAUGUCAGCCAGGCUGGCCGCUGCCGUGCGCUGACUCGUCCAAGCCUGUUCAGGGCUCUCCUGAUCAUUCUGCCUGUAGCAGGCCAUCUCUUCUCAGCCUUCAUGCUCUGACCUCACCUUGGCCUGAUGGGCUGUCCCUGUCUGUGGCUCCCUGCUGAGUCCUGAGCCUGACUGUGCAGACAGACUCAUGUGGGAUCUGCACCGACAGGCCUUCUGGGGCAGUUGCAGGGCUGGGCAAGGCCGUGAGCAGAGCUCAAGGGGCCUGUUGCACGUUUUAACAUCUUACUUGAAAUACAGAUUCAAAGGAAGUGGGGGACGCACCUUGGGGUUCACCCCACACAGCCUCGGCUAGGUGCCAGGAGAGCUGGGGACAUGGCUUCAGGAGCCCCGCAAACUGCAGAGCAGUGAGCAGGUGGCACUCCUGCCGGAGUCUUGACUGGCUCUUCUUCUGCCUUGUGGUGGGUGGUACCAGUGAGCGUGGCCCGAGCGCAGGAGAGUGGCCCUUUGCCUUGGGGCACAGCCUGCAGCAGGUGGGCUCCUGCUCCCAGCAGGCUCUGGCAGAGCUGCACCUCCCGUGCUGCGGGGUUCUCGGCAUCACGUGCUGUGCUCUGCGUGUGGCCUGUGGCGUGCGAGUGGUUCUGCUGGGCACACCCUCUGUGCUGUGGGCAGCAUCUCAUGUGAACCCCUAGCCUAGGGUCCGCUCCACUGGCUCUGGUCACUAGGAACUAGUGCCCUUGGAGGGGCAGUGCUGGCCCCUGCUCAGGGCUCCUCCAGGAGAUGUUCCAAGUGGAACGUUAGCAGGCAUGACACCGUGGCCUCUCUCUGGGGCACUGAGCACUGGCCCUGGGGCAGUGGCAGUGCAGUCCAUAGGCUUAGCCUGAGUCAGGAGCAGAGACUUGCAGAGAGACCAGACUCCAUGACCUCCGAGCUGGAGGUCUCAGCAGCAGCAGACGCCCAGUCCCUGGGCUGACAGAACACCUGGGAGCACAUGUCCUGGGGUGUCCCACAGCCUUGGGCUGGCAGAAAGGACCAUUUAGGGGACUGGAGUCAGGAGUGCAUUCUCAGAGGCCUUGCUAAGUGUGCCCACAUGCACUGGAUUUGUUUUGGCUUUCUCUGGCCAAAUGAAGUGCCAGUUGCCUCCCCCCAGUAAAGGGCCAGAAACCUGUGGCCAUCUCCGGAGGGACCCCAGGAGUUGGCCCUGGGGCUGCCCGUCAGUCUUCCCUCAGCACCAAGGCCAAGCGGCAGCAUAGGUGUCUUGGGUUGGGCCUUACCUUCCUGGAAUUGGUGCUUCACCCUUUUUGCAGUACAGCUGUAGCAGACAGCAGGUGGCCCCGGCUUCCCAGGUGGGCAAGGCCCUGUCGUCCUCAGCCACAGGUUUGAAUUGGGAAGUGGACCAAGGGAGACGAGCGUGGCCCAGCAGCACUCUGGGCAGUUGCUGGGUACGUGGCCCCACAGCCUCCCUCCAGGUCGACAGCAGGCAAGCGGGCUCCAGGAGCCUCGCCCGUCAGUGUCCCCAGGAUGGUUUUCCUAGGUAGCUGCCAGCGGCCCCUCCUGUGCAGAAAGUCACAAGGGUCUUAGAAUCCACAUUGUGGGAAAGCCUUUGUCAUUCCAGGGCUUUUGGAACUUUGGAAAACAGAAUUUGAUUCUGAUCUUUUGUGAAUAACUGAUUUUUUUACAUGACCAGUUACUUCCUCAUGGUGGGUUCUAUGGGAUUAAGGGUCCAAACGUUCUUCCCAUGAAGACUCAGGAGCAGCAUUGGUGAAAACAGGCCUGGCCGUGUGUGGUUUGCGUGAGGCAGCGUCAGGCGACCUCGGGAUCGUUUGGAUCUUGAUGCCAAGUUAGAGAAGCCCACUGGGAGAAGUUUCUGGGUAGCGGUGGGGGUCAAGGAUGCGCGGGGCAGACCGGGCCAGAAGACCUGGCGAAGCUGCGACACUGCAGCCUGCAGAGCUCUGCCCCUGCUUGGGACGCCCCACUGGAGUCAGAGCCCCAAGCGCCCCAGGACAAAGACGUUCACAGGGCUUCCAUGCCGCCCAAGGGUGAGGCAGGGCACAUGGGGACGGCAAGGGGCUGGUGGGCUUGGCUGUUCUCAGGGUCGCUGCAGGUUUCUGUGUUCCUGCUUGAGUCUGUGAAGCCGGUAGUGACAAACGUCCCCCCAGGAGUCGCAGUCUGGACUCGUGCCGUGUGCAUGCCAUUGGUCACUGGCUCCCACCUCCCUCUCAAAGCCUGAGUCCUCUUGUCUUUGCGGUGGGCAGUGACCCUUGCCAAGCACAGGGAUCAGAGGGGUACGCAUGGCCCAAGAGAGCCAGUGCUGCAUGCAGGUCCGCCUGGCUUCUGGGUGAACUGACAGCCCAGCCCUGCAGCAUGUGACACUCAGGCUGGCUGAGUGUGUGGCUGCCUGGGCAAGGGGGGGUGGACGCUGUGGUCAUUGUGGAUACAGAGCCCACCGGCCCGGCUCCUCUGAACUGGCCCUGCAGGGAAGGCUGGUGGCUCCACACCAUAAGGUGUACUUGGUGAGCACCGGCCAGUGGCUUCGUCCUCUUGCUGUUCCGAACAAGGUGGAAUGUAUUAUCGGGCUGACCUGUCUUUAAAUGGUUUCUCUUCCAGAAAGUGUUCUCGGAGCCAGGGAGCCUGUCCAUGGCCACCAUCACCAGGCUGCGGGAGAGCUGCCGGGCCGCACUGCUGGCACAGGGCUGAGCCUCUCCCUCCUCCCUGCCCUUCACUGCCCACUGGCCCAUGACCAUUCCUACUGCUUUCGUCAGUGCUGUAAAUACCUAGUAUCACUACGCUGUAGUGGUGGGUUUUUAGAGAUUUUAAAUCCUGUCACUCUAUACCCUUUUGGUUAUUAGCUAUGGAAUCAGGUUUCUAAAGAAAAGUUAUUUUUGACUUCCCUGACACCGGAGUACAUGAACUCUGAGAUGGCGUUUGUAUUUAAUAAAGUGCGUCAGCCUGUGAGCUGACCGGGUCACACCUGAGCCCUCUGUGUGUCAGGAUGGCAACCCUGUGCGGUCCUUGCCGUGUGGGGUCUGCAGGCAGCACACGGGCCUCAUACGGCGGGCUCUUAGAGCCACUGCUACACAGGGAGGCUGGACCCCUCUAGCCAUCCCAGCUGACAAGCAGAGAUCUCCACAGCGGCACCCAGGUGGGGAAGGGGAGAGACGGUGGGGGUGACAGGCUAGGCACCUGCGCGGUCCGGAACUGGCGCCCGCUCAGCAGGGUCACUCUGACCCGUCUCCUCCAGUAGGUCCUGCGCCAGUCUGGCCCCUUCCAGGCUCUCAGGCUGCUCUGCGAGGGGCUCCUCACAGGGUGGGCUACCUCAGUGCCCCCAGGUCCACUAGACGGAGCAGCACUGCUGGAGGAGGAGCUUGGGGUGCCUGGCAGGCUGUCUUUAGAGCCAAUGCCCAAGGUUCCCAGAGCCUCAGUGCACAGGGUUCUGCUUCAGAAGACGGAAGGCCAGCUUGUGCCCUACGCUCCUGGUUCCAGCCGGUAGUGUAUCCCACUGCACCUCAUGGAGACCAGAGGAGGUGCCAGCCCUGAGCACUGAGGAUGGGGAGGCAGCCUCUUCAGAGCCACGCGCUUCUCCAGUCUCAAGCCUGCCUUUCCGAGUGCAGCAGCUCUGAUGUAUCUGUUGGCCUUCUAUGCCUCUCAUAAGCAAACAGGAAGUUGGUGAGAACAGCACCCCACAAAGUGGAGGGGCAGACACCAAGCUGCACGAGCACAGCACAGCCUGCGCUGCAGGCGGGGGCCAGCACGGCCUCUUCUCCCCACAGCCCACUCGAGCAUCUGUGGUUCUGACAGCCUGGCCACUGCGGUCACUCAUGACCCAGUGUGCUCAGGUUACUGCCCGGGGGGAGGCUGACUAUCCUUACGGCUCUCCUACACCAAGGUGGAGGAAGCAGGCCCUGCUCUGGCCGCUGCCCACACCUCCUAUCUGCAGACCCCAGCAGCACUCCACUGUGGCACACAUGGCGCCUGGCAAGAGACGAGUGCAGACAGACGAAGAAAGAGACUUUUUAUUAGCAUCAUUACAGGCAGCGUGUCGCAUGUGAGCCGACCCUCAGUGUGCAACCCACCCAAGCCGCAGCGCAGACGUCAGUGGUGAGUCUAUUAUUGUACGCAGUGCAGAAACAGAGUCACCCUGAAUGCCGACAGAAGACGGAAAAUCACUUUACAAAAAGUAAAUAAAAAUAACACCCUUUCUAUACUUAGAAAAGUGCCAGCUCUUGGGCGGCAAAGCAUGGGAACACUGAGGGUCACACCAAGCCUGGGCACCACCUCAGCAUGUGGGCCAGCCUUCCUGAAAAAGCUUGACCUGAGCAUCCAGAUGUUCACCCUCGGCACCUCCACGGUAGCGCCUUCCUGGCGCUGCUGUUUUUAAUUUCCUAAGCAUGCCAGUCUAACGUCAGCCACCUGCACCAGGCUCAAGUGUUCAGACCAGAGACUUCCCUUUGUAAGGCUUAAAUCUGAGCAAAGAAUGGAGAAACCAACACCAAAUCUUAACAGUCGAAUCAAAGUGGAGCUGCGCCACGUCAGCAAAGCACAACUGCCUCCUUAGAGCUCUACUUUGGUGAAUAUUAACGUUGAACCAGUUAGCAAGAUAUUUAACCCAGUUAGCAGAAUUAACACCGUCAUUUCAAUAGUUACUCUUUUGUGCAUAGUAAAUGUUGCAGGAUGAACUUCACAUUUGAUAAAGCAAUUUGAAAACGGUUUGCCAGAGAGUAUGCCCCCCUCCACACCAAUCUAAGCUCGGGGACAUGAAAACAGACCCCUGCCUCUGCUGUCUGCGGCACACCUGCCAGCCUGCUAAAUUGUCUGGUAGCCAGCAUGACUCCUCUUCCUGCCGAUGAGGUAGGCGAUGAGGACGAUGAGGACAAGCCCCGCCAGGGCACCCCCCACGGCGAUGGGGAUCAGCAUGUUGUUCCCAUCGAGCAGACACUCUUCCACUGCAAGACAGGCAGGCACGCACCACUCACCACAGGGCCCGUCCCCUACCUGCCGGUCCUCCCCAGCCAGCGGGGAAAGAGCCACUCAGGUGAAAGGCCUCCAUUCCAGACAAGUGUCACUGGGCAAGUCACUACGGGGAUGGGCGCUCUCCACCCUGCUGGGGAUUUACAGGAGUGCCUCACCCCAGAUUAGAGGAUGUGCCAACCAGCGAGAUGUGACUGGCUGCCCGUGCUGAACUCAGCCCAGGACCCCUUGCACUCAGCAUCCAUAGCACCACCUCCAUUUCUGAAAUAGUGCCUCUGUCAAGGGAGUCCUGUGCCUCACCCGUCAGGCAGUUUGGGUCCUUGUAAAGCAAGGGGAAAGGGUUUUCUCCAGAAUCUCUCCAUGGGAAGAGAGUUCUUUGAAAGGGAAAAGGAAGCCACAGUCCCCAGUGCCCGGCGGCACAACUGGGCGAGGUCUGAUGUGCUGCUGCCACCCCCCCACCACAAGUGCCACCCCAGACCCACUUACCAGACCCAAACCGGUCACCUUCCACCUUGAAGGCCUGGACCCACACGCUGAAAACGUUGAGGGAGAAGGCCUGGGUGACGCGGAUGUGCUCCUCAGUGUUACACCUGUAGGAGUGCCCAAUGGUGGCCUGCAGGGCUCUCAGUGAGGUGUUGGUGGCUCCAAAGGUGGGCUCUGCAAAGCAGUCAAGAGUCAGUCCCCGGGCCACUGUGGCUAGGGCCUGGAGAAUUGUGGGGUCUUACCUUUGGCGUCAGGAAAAGUUGCAUUCAGCUGGAUCCCUUGUAGGAAAAACCGGCUAGAGCUUGCAUUCUGAGAGGCGAAAGAGGGCGCAGUCACCCAGGAGAUCUGCACAAGCUGUUAACCCACUGGUGCCUGGUCAUCCACCAGACAUUCUGCAUUCCUUGCUUCAGGACAAAGCUGUGCAUCCUAUUAUCUUAAAAGCACCAUGACUCUAGGGAGCACAACUUUUAUGGUUCUUUCCAGACCUUUUCAGGGAUUCAGAUUCUCUGCUAAAAUUGGGAUUGCAAGAGCCAUCUUGUAAAAAACUGAACUUUUUUUGAAAGGGUAAAGUUAAAAUUUAAGAGACCCAACUGUUAAAUCAAUUCAUUUACAUAGCAUUAAACUGAGAAUACCUAUGAGUGGCUCUUACGUUCUUCCUAUUUUACUGUCUGACUCUGCAUACCAUGGUUCUUCCCAGGCAGAGGGCACAGGACAUGGAAACACCAUCACAGGAAGCAGGUAGCAGCACAGGGCCCCCGUCAGCAACCUGUGCCCUGAGGGCUGUGGCUGUUCCAUGUCCCCUUUCUUCUCUGCAGGCACCCUGGCUGUCAGCCCUACACAGAACUUUCUGAAAUGUCUGCAGAAUAAAUGAACCAUGGUGUGCAGUGAUGAGAAAGUAGGAGGGGAACUCAGGGCAGCAGAGUCUGUGCUUCUGGAGGCAGAGCCGUAACUGCUGGACUCUGAACCAUAGACUCAGCUCACACACAGCAGCCUGCAAUAACCCGGGCACCCCAGCAGGCAAGAAGAGUGCCUGACACUGCUGCAAGGGCAGGAGAAAGCUGGCAGGAGAAAGACCCCAGCGAGUAGCCUCACCAUCCCAAAUCGCAAGACCAGGACCAUGCCCCUCUUGCUCUGCAGCUCCAGGGUCACCAGGAAGGCACUGCAGUUCCCGCUGGCUGUGGUCUCAUUUGGGUUGAUGUUGAGAACACUAGUCACAGUCUGAAAGAAAAGCAAACAGGUCACCAGCUCAGACCUGGGGCCAGGCAACUGUGGGACCACACGCUCAUCAGCCAAGCCCAGGAGCACCGAGAAGACACCGGGUCCCACAGCACUGCCUCUGCUUUCCAACACGCCGUCAGAAUGCUGGGUGGCCUGGGCCUGACAGCCUGCCCCAACAGCACACACUUCUUUCUUAAAGAUUCCAACCUGGGUUUUGAGACGUGGUCUCACGUGCUCAGGUGGCCUUUUAACUCUUGGGUUCAAGCCAUCCCUGUCUCGGCAUCCCAGGCAGUGCAGACAACAGGUG